This is a messenger RNA of Didymosphaeria variabile, 504 nucleotides long. RefSeq names its product Glutathione peroxidase 2 (gene GPX2). The record is from RefSeq and is a predicted model, not a curated record. Lineage: Eukaryota; Fungi; Ascomycota; Dothideomycetes; Pleosporales; Didymosphaeriaceae. The transcript is spliced from 2 exons. The coding region runs from base 1 to 504 and encodes 167 amino acids. Gene Ontology annotation, biological process: response to oxidative stress. Gene Ontology annotation, molecular function: glutathione peroxidase activity.
AUGUCUUCCGCAACCACAUUCUUCGACUUCAAGCCCAAAGACAAGAAGGGCAAAGAGUACUCUCUUUCUCAACUCAAGGGCAAAGUCGUCCUCGUCGUCAACACCGCCUCGAAAUGCGGCUUCACCCCACAAUUUGAGGGCCUCGAAAAACUCUACAAGGAGGUCUCCGCCUCGCACCCCGACUUCGUCAUCCUGGGCUUCCCGUGCAACCAGUUCGGCAGCCAGGACCCCGGCUCCAACGACGAGAUCCAGAACUUCUGCCAGGUCAACUAUGGCGUUACGUUCCCCGUGCUGGGCAAGAUCGAUGUGAAUGGCGAUAAGGCGGACCCGGUGUUUGAGUGGUUGAAGACUGAGAAGCCCGGCCUAAUGGGGUUGAAGAGGAUCAAGUGGAACUUCGAGAAAUUCCUUGUUGGCAGAGAUGGAAAGGUUGUCAACCGAUGGGCAAGCACGACCAAGCCCGAGUCGUUGAAGGCGGAUAUUGAGAAGGCGCUUGCGGCGAAAUAA